Messenger RNA from Linum tenue, 2637 nucleotides. NCBI's taxonomy places the organism in Eukaryota, Viridiplantae, Streptophyta, Magnoliopsida, Malpighiales, Linaceae. The record is from the annotation of a GenBank genome assembly.
CUUCUUCUGAAAAUUCCAUCAUUCAGCUCAAGAUCUCCUCUUUCAAUCCGAGAACACUGAAAACCUUCAGGCUCCGUCGACAUGGAGAUUUCUUCUUCCGCUCUCCGCCUUCCAUUUCUAUUCUUGCUGGUACCUCUGCUCCUUUUCUUCCUCCUCUCCCCUUGGAACCCGCUCCACAACCUUUCCGGCGGUGGCGACUCCGCCGGCCGCCGGACCCAGUUCCCUCCCAAGUCCCUUACCUCAAUAUCUCCCCCGCCUGCCGAACCCCGAUCCCCGCCGCGCAGGGACCACAACUCCGCCACCGCCCGCAACCCGCUCGACCCGCUCACCGUCGGCGAAAUUCACCGUGUCCGAUCAAUUCUCUCCUCCUACCAACCUUUUCUCCAUCACUUCCCUUCGAUUCAAUCCAUGUCCCUCGACGAACCGGACAAAUCGCGGGUCCUCGGGUGGAAAUCGGGCGACCCGAUUCCGCCCAGGAAGGCCUUCGUCAUCGCACUGCUGGACAAUCAGUCGCACCUGCUCACGAUUGACCUCGACUCGGGCCGGGUCGAGACCCACGAGAUCAGUUCCGGGUCGGGUUACCCGAUGCUGACGAUGGAGGACGUCGUGGCGGCGGUGCAGACGGCGGUUUCGUACCCAGAAUUGGAGGCAUCCGCCGCUGCUCGCGGACUCUCGGUGGCGAAUCUGUCCUGCAUCUCGCCCUCGCCGGGCUGGUUCGGACCCGACGAGGAAGGGAAGCGGAUCUUGAAGGUGCUCUGCUUCUCCAAACAGGGGACGCCCAAUUUCUACAUGAGGCCGCUCGAAGGGCUGGUCAUGACCGUCGAUGUUGACCGGCGAGAAGUCCUCCAGUUCUCCGACACGGGGAAAGGGAUUCCGAUCCCCGGCAGAGCCAACACCGAUUACAGAUUCCGACCCGGGAACAAGCCGCCGGAGAUGGAGCGGAUCAACCCGAUUUCGAUGGAACAGCCGCGUGGGCCCAGCUUCACUGUGACGGACGGGCAUUUGGUGAAGUGGGCAAAUUGGGAAUUUCACUUGAAGCCGGAUCAGCGGGCCGGAUUGGUGGUGUCCCGGGUCGUGGUUCGGGACUCCGAAACAGGGGCGGCGAGGAGCGUGAUGUACAAAGGGUUCCCGUCGGAGCUUUUCGUGCCGUACAUGGACGCCGACGAAGGAUGGUACUUUAAGUCGUACAUGGACGCCGGCGAGUUCGGGUUGGGCGCCACGGCGAUGCCGCUUGUUCCCCUGAACGAUUGCCCUCGAAAUGCUUAUUACAUGGACGGGAUUUUCGUGUCGGCGGAUGGGCAGCCGUUUGUUCAGAGCAACAUGAUCUGCUUGUUCGAACGCUACGCCGGCGACGCCGCCUGGAGACAUUCCGAGCUCACUGUUAGCUCCGGCGGUCAAGAGGAAGCUAGAGCUAAGGUCACACUGGUGGCUCGAAUGGCUGCAUCUGUUGGAAACUACGACUACACAUUUGAUUGGGAAUUUCAGACCGAUGGCUUGAUCAAGAUCACUGUAUCUCUAUCAGGAAUGCUGAUGGUGAAAGGGACUGUGCAUGACAACAUGAACCAAGUCCAGAACCAGGAUGAGAUGGGACCGUUAGUUUCGGAGAAUGCGAUCGGAGUAGUUCAUGACCACUUCAUCACGUUCCACCUCGACAUGGAUGUCGACGGGCCAAACAACACGUUCGUGAAGGUGAACCUGGUGAAGGAAGAGAAUGUGGAAGGGAAAACCCCGAGGAAAAGCUAUCUGAAACCCAAGAGACAUGUCGCCAAGACGGAGGAUGAUGCUCGAAUCAAGCUGAGCCUUUACGAUCCUUCCGAGUUCCAUGUGGUGAACCCUUCGAGGAGGUCGAGGUUAGGGAACCCUUCGGGUUACAAAGUUGUUCCUGGAGGGAAUGCCGCUAGCCUGCUCGAUCACUCGGACCCUCCUCAACUGAGGAGCGCUUUCACUAACAAUCAGAUAUGGGUGACACCGUAUAAUCGGAGCGAGCUAUGGGCCGGAGGACUUCUGGUGUACCAGAGUCAUGGAGAUGACACCUUGGAUGUUUGGUCUCAGAGGAACAGGGAAAUUGAGGACAGGGACGUCGUUCUAUGGUACACAUUGGGAUUUCAUCACGUUCCAUGUCAAGAGGAUUUCCCGGUGAUGCCCACUGUUGCGGCCAGCUUCCAGCUUAAGCCGGUGAACUUCUUUGAACGGAAUCCAAUUCUGACGGCUCGGCCAGUGUUCGAGGAGGACCUGCCGGUUUGCCGGCCUUCUGAGUCGGCUUCAAUCAUUUAAGUAGUAGGAACAUGAUAAGAUAAUGGAGUGUUACAGAUAUAGGGGGAAAAGGGGGAUUAUGAGCCGCUGGCAACAUAACUAUUGCAAAUUGGAGGUGAAACAACUGCUUUCGGAUGGCUGAUUUAUGAUAGUGAUAUUGAAGCAAUUGCAAAUUAGUUGACUAGGCACAUAAACAAUGGAAUCAGACCACAAGGCAGCAGUAAACUGACUGUGAUGCAGAGUAAUGGUCCGUCGUUAUGCCUACACAUUCAUAACUUCGAGCAUUAAGCUCUCUAGUCUCUACCAUAACAAAAGUGCUCUGCUCUUACCGUCUUUGGCAAGCCGUGCAUUAGAAUCUAACAACUCACAAGUUUACAAAGCAUG